GAGCAAUGCUUGAUUUUGACCUUGCAGAGCGCUGCAUAUCUGACAUUUCUCUCUCAAACUCCAGCCGGCUCUGUCCUCAUCUGAAAGCAGCAGGGAGAAGACCAGAGAAGAGGCCUCUGUCUUUGUUGUGUCACCAGGACUGAACCGCUUCAGGCCAGGCUGCAUAAAAACACCUGACCUGAGCUCGUCUCCAGGCCACCAGCUCCCUGAACCUCACCUUCCUCCAAAAAACCAGCGCUGACCAGUUCGUCCCGGCUCCACUCGGCCCGAACAGGCCCCAGCAGCCUGACCCCCUCCCCUCCCUCUCUUGUUUAUCCAGCCGAUCACAAUCUAGCCGGUCCGCUGUCUCCAUGGAGCGCGUUCAGCACAUGACCAAGUCGGCCAUCCGCCGAGCCUCCAUGAUCGAGGUGAACCCGCAGGCCAAGAGGAACCUGCAGGAGCUGUUCGUCAACUUCAGCCUCAUCCUCAUCUGCCUGCUGCUCAUCUACAUCAUUGUCCUGCUGAGCAGCUGAGAGCAGCAGAGCCGGAGGGAGUCGGGUUUGGCUGAGAUAUGGGCUCUUUUUUUUUUUUUUAAUGCAGGUCGUAUUUCUAAUUAAGCAAUAACAACAUCCCCAUAUAUCAGCCGAACCCUGCCUGACAACAGCUGAAAACAACAAUGGUCAAACUCCAUCAGAGCUGAUCAGAGAUCAGCUGUCUCUCUCUCUCUCUCUCUCUCUCUCUCUCUCUCUCUCUCUCAAGGGAAUGAUCUAAAGUGACCCGCCUUCAACAUGUUUGAACUUCACUGUGUGUUCGUAUAUAUCUGCUCUGAUCGUGUCCCGCUUCACUAACAAUAGGUGCAAUGUGCAAAAUACUGAAGUAUAUCAAUGCAUCGCUGCUGUUUAAUUUACAUUUGCCAUGAGCACAGUUGCUUUGCUGCGGCCCACCAGCAGGAAGAUAAAGAUGCGGAGAGCAUCUUCAACCUUUAGGCAGCUUACCUGCAGGUGUCUCCGAUGGGCUACAUGCACAUAUAAUGCACUAUAUGUAUAUGCAAUAUUUUAUUUGGGCUUCAGAGAUUAAUGUACAUCCGUUAUGAAGUAUGCAAAGAGCUGACCUGGCAGUUUAUCAGCAGUGAGGGACACUUUGCAUGGUGUGAUUUAACUUAAUGACGUUUUCUGUUUAUGCCAUUUCACGUCAAGCUGUUAUUGACUAAUGCUGACUUUUUUUUUGGUUAAUUACAGCACGUGUCCACAUUUUUUGACAAGUUACCACAUUUACAUGUAAUUUAUCUUCACUAUAUUAGCCAUGGCUGAAAAUGUAAAAAAUUAAAACUGUGGUUUUGUUCUUCUAUGUCUGUUUGGAAGAUUGUACCACCUGACUUUAAAACUAUGGAACAAAGAAAUUGCAUGUCAAUGAAAUUAAAGUGGUUCUCCUGCUGCAA
Anarrhichthys ocellatus (wolf-eel) is the source of this 1417-nucleotide messenger RNA. It is a transcript of the gene pln2, whose product is annotated as phospholamban 2. Gene Ontology annotation, biological process: negative regulation of heart rate; negative regulation of ATPase-coupled calcium transmembrane transporter activity; negative regulation of calcium ion import into sarcoplasmic reticulum. NCBI's taxonomy places the organism in Eukaryota, Metazoa, Chordata, Actinopteri, Perciformes, Anarhichadidae. The transcript is spliced from 3 exons. The record is from RefSeq and is a predicted model, not a curated record. Bases 351 to 512 code for a protein of 53 amino acids. Gene Ontology annotation, molecular function: ATPase inhibitor activity. Gene Ontology annotation, cellular component: membrane; sarcoplasmic reticulum.